Caenorhabditis angaria is the source of this 380-nucleotide messenger RNA. NCBI's taxonomy places the organism in Eukaryota, Metazoa, Nematoda, Chromadorea, Rhabditida, Rhabditidae. The record is from the annotation of a GenBank genome assembly.
AUGGCUUCAAAAAUGAAAUGUGAGAUUUUUUCCUUUUUUUAUUUUGAAAAAAAAAUCUUUGAAUUUCAGGUCGAAAAAAGACGGAAAAAUCCGAAUCUUCGUUGUCGAGCAAUUCGGAAACCGAUGAUUUUCAGCCGAAUUCUAAUGUGAGUUGAACAAAAAAACCAGGGCCUAGAAUCCCAAAACUCUUCCAGAUCGCCUCAAAAAUCAACGUCCGCCGCAUGCCAAAACGCACUCCAACCGCUCACGUCAAAGCAAACACCGAAGAGGCGAAGCGAAGGUCCUCCAAAGUUCAGCAGGAGCCUCAAAAGGAUCCCGAGCCUGAGCCCGAAAAGCCUGAAGAGCCUGAAGAGCCUGAAAAGAAAGCGGAGAAAAAUUAA